Talaromyces marneffei is the source of this 1251-nucleotide messenger RNA. RefSeq lists its product as uncharacterized. Gene Ontology annotation, molecular function: antiporter activity. The transcript is spliced from 2 exons. Gene Ontology annotation, cellular component: Golgi apparatus; endoplasmic reticulum-Golgi intermediate compartment; cis-Golgi network. Gene Ontology annotation, biological process: UDP-glucose transmembrane transport. Bases 1 to 1251 code for a protein of 416 amino acids. NCBI's taxonomy places the organism in Eukaryota, Fungi, Ascomycota, Eurotiomycetes, Eurotiales, Trichocomaceae. The record is from RefSeq and is a predicted model, not a curated record.
AUGACCGAUAUAUACGAAGUCAGCAUAUUCGAUUCGUCCGACGACGACAUCAGCCUGGCCGCUGCCGAAGAAGUCGGACUCUUAUCACAGUACAAACAGCAAAAGUCACCGUCGUCGCUGUCGUCGCCGACGACGUCGCAUCGACGAACAUCCUCUAUAGACCAAUUCGUGUGGUACACGAAACGGACGGUUCGCGAGACUCUGUCGGAUCUGGAUUUUAUACACAAUGCGCUCAGUAUUGCGUUACUCGCGGUGCUGUGGCAUGUGUUUUCCUUAGCUAUCUCUAUUUACAAUAAAUGGAUGUUCUCCGGCGACAGCAUCUCCUUCCCCUUCCCCCUCUUCAUGACCAGCCUCCAUCAAGUCGUCCAAUUCGCCCUCUCCGCUCUGUUUCUGUACCUCAUCCCCUCCCUCCGACCGCAACGAAUGAGUCUCCCGCCCUCCGCAGUCCUCCCAGGCGCCGAUCCACAGCGCGGCAUGUCCCUCAAACGAUUAUAUCUGAUUCAUUUGAUCCCCGGCGGCGUCGCGACAGCCCUCGACAUGGGACUGGGCAACAUGAGCCUUCGAUUCUCAUCGCUAACGUUCAUGACGGCCUGCAAAUCCUCAACCCUCGUCUUUAUUCUGCUGUUCGCAUUCCUAUUCGGCCUCGAAAAGCCCUCCGUGAGACUAGCAUUGAUAAUCGCCGUAAUGACAGUAGGCGAAGUAAUGAUGGUCCUGGGCGAAGUCACCUUCAGUCUCCCUGGAUUCGCGCUCGUGACCGGCUCCGCAUUUUUCUCCGGUUUUCGAUGGGCGCUUUCCCAGCUUUUGAUUUUGAAGCAUCCCGCGACAUCGAACCCCGUGUCGAUGUUGUUCCAUCUCAGUCCCGUUGUGUUUGUGACGUUGAUUGGGAUAUCGAUUUCCGUCGAGGAUCCGCAGGAGAUUAUCGACGCCUUGUACGCAUUGAGUGAAGCGUGCGGAAGCACAUCGACCGCUAUUUCGCUCCUCCUGCUCCCCGGAUGCCUGGCGUUUUGUAUGGUAUUGUCGCAAUUCGCGCUUUUGCAGCGGUCGUCCGUCGUCACCCUCAGCGUUUGCGGAAUCCUCAAGGAGGUGGUGAUCAUUGGCGUGGCGGGCGUGGUGUUUGGCGACCAGUUGACGUCCAUUAAUAUAUGUGGCGUUGUGGCUAUUAUGGCCAGCGUGGUGGCAUAUAAUUAUAUGAAGAUUACGUCCUCGAGAAGGGGGGUGAGAGAGAAGUAUGAUAGUGAGAAGUAUUCAUGA